Molecule: messenger RNA, 2352 nt
Organism: Ectocarpus sp. CCAP 1310/34
Lineage: Eukaryota; Phaeophyceae; Ectocarpales; Ectocarpaceae
Source: the annotation of a GenBank genome assembly
AUGACUGGCAUCACGGACGCCCUCCACGAUGCGAGGGCCGCGGUCGGCUUGAACCCAGUGGAAAGCCCCGAGGAGACAUGCCGCCCGAUCCCUCGGCCUUGUUCUGCAUGGCAACAGCGCCAGGCGCUCGUCCCGAAUGUGGAAGUACGCAAAACCUUUGAGCCAGGCGAUGUCACCGCUGCUGCAACAAGCAUGUCGCCUCGAGCUGCUUGGGCACUGUUGCUGCCCAUCACUUCUUUCGGCAUCGGCGGACAGGAUAACGCUAAGUGCAUGAGCAUGCUUGGGCGGUUCAAAGGCUCGCUGUUGAGCACCACUACUGCGGAUGACCGCAGCGCUAUCUCCAUUUGCGUCGCCAUUGAUGAGGACGACCCCGUCUACACAAUGACAAAGGGCGAGGUCGAGGCCUUCAUGCGCGACGUGUCUGAGACUGCCGGGCUGCCUCUGGGGAUGGCGUCCAUGGCGUUUCGUGACCUGACCAUACCUGCGUUUUCGAGCUUUCCAGCAUCCACCGCCGUGACGUGGAGCGCUUCCCUGAAGAACCUCGGCAAAGAAGAAGCUCGGUACCCGAAGGUUGGAGUCCGCUGGCAAGCGGCCAUUCUCACGAGGGAGAUCGGGCGAUUUUCAAGGCUGGUGCGGCCCACUGGACUUUGUUUGAGGUCCUUGGGGGUAGUGGUGCCUACUUUUAGGUGCGAAGUUUCCAUGCUCCGCGAGAUUGUUUCGCUCGAGUCAACCGCGUACCCUAACGUGGUUGAAGAAGUCAACGCUUUGACAUCCUACGCAAAGCAUCACGUCGUGCGAAUCUUCAUCAACAAGGAGAACCUUGGGGCAAGCAAGAGUCGCAACAUCGGACUGUCGCAGGCGUUUUCGGACCACGUCUUACUGCUGGAUGACGAUGUAGUGCCUGAACGCCACAUUCUGCAUGCCUACCGCGGCGGCAUCGAUCGGUUCCCGAUCGCGAAAGUCGUCGCCUACCCGCCUUGGGGCGUCACAGCCAAUCCGUGCGUGAGCGGACGAUCGGGAGACAUCUGGUUUAGCCCAGCGUACCCCAAAACUGGAGACGGCGAGGACGUAGACUUCUGCUUGAAGACGAGCCAGAGGUAUGGGCGUGAUGCUAUUGUGGCGGUGCCGGGAGCUGCGGCGACGCUCUCUUGCUGGGCCAACCCCAUUCGCCAGGUGUGGGGAUGGGCCCGAGGCGACGCCCGCUGUGUCAGCUUUCAUCGGCACUCCACGAUUUUUUGCGCCACCAUCGUCUUGAUUUGGUUGGUGUUCGGCGUCGCAAAUAUCUGGAGCGUAAGGAAGUGUCUCACGGCCUCCGGCGUUGUUGAAACGUUGGAGUUCUUGGAGGGAUUGGCCCACGUCUACCGGGGGACCACCGGGGCCGAGCCCUGGUCUGCGGUGCUCCUCGCCCCGAUGCCGAGCAUGGGCAAUCUGUACCAGCUCCUAUUGCCCUUCGACUGGAUGGAUGGGAAGGAGGGGCACAAAUGGCGGAAGGCUUCAAGGGUGCUCCACGCUGCCAAGCUUGCCACAAACCUCCUGAUCGUCGUUGGCGCGGCGCUCGGAUACGGCCUGCACCGCUCCCUCGCGGUCGUUGCUGCCAAUCAGAGGGCGCCGGCCCGAUUAGUCGUGCUAGCGUGGCAGCGUACCGGGAGAAACUUGCUGUGUGGUCUGCUGCACAAUCACUCGGGUGUCUUCAUACACAACGAAAUCUUCCACAACCGCGCAAUUCACACCUUUCACCAAGACCGCCUGGAGAAGUGGGGAUGGGCGGUGGCCCACCGCGAUGCCGACACGAGACGGUUCAUCUCUGAGGUCUGGACGCGUUCGGACAGACCGGACCAAGCGAUCGGAUCCAAGCUCUUUCCCGAGCACAUCUACCGCGACCCGGACACCAUGGCCCCUCUGCUCGCCGACCACACCGCCAAGAAGAUCGUCCUGCGCCGCGGCAACGCGGUGGGUGCGUACGUUUCCCAGCGUCGCGCACUGUUGACGGGGCAGUUUCUCCAGGUGCAGCAGCCCGGUAAUGUCUCCAUCCGCAUUGACCCGGAUGAGCUGCAGGACCACCUCGCCAACUACAAGAGCUGCUACGCCAUCUACCCCCGUCUUCUGGCGGGACAGGCGUUCCACGAGGUGUUGCACGCAGACUUGUGCGGCAGCGCGAGGGGCAGCACCUUCCGAGGCAUCGCCGACUUCUUGGGGGCUAGAUGCUCGCGUCCCCGCCCCCUCGCGCAGACGGCGAGGCAGGCGCCAGCCUCCGUCAGCAACCGGGAAGAACAAGCGCGGGCGUUCCGCCAUGCAGUCUACACAGGGGAAGUCGGUGCGUACCCGUUUGUCUGUGGAGGGAUGCUACAAUAG